Molecule: messenger RNA, 1426 nt
Organism: [Candida] anglica
Lineage: Eukaryota; Fungi; Ascomycota; Pichiomycetes; Serinales; Debaryomycetaceae
Source: the annotation of a GenBank genome assembly
AUGAGUACGACCGUUGAGUUCCUGGCUGAAUUUAAUCCCGAGAUUCCGUCGCUACUUCCUCUCGAUAAGGUUUACCUGAUCCAAGUUGGGGGAAAGCUUUUCAAAUUGAGUGGAGCUUCACUUUCAUCCGAUGGGCCUUCCCACUUCACAGACUUUUUCCAACAACCAGAGAAUCUGGAUAAGAUUCUUUGUAUAGACAGAAACCCGGAUGUGUUCAAUUUGAUCUAUAUGCAUUUGCAAGGGUACCAAAUCAACGUGGAGAAUGAUUACCAAUUUGUUCAUUUGUACCUGGAUAGUUACUACUACAGUCUUCGAAGACUUCAACGAUUUCUUGCGGAAGAUGAUCUAUUUGCAACUGUGGGGAAUGUUUCGUUCAAGAUUGCCAGGACAUUGUUCACCAGUACGGGGAAUUUCCCCAAUUAUUUCACCAUCAGUUACAAUUCCAUGUUGACUAAUAACUUUGAAAUCAUUCAAAUAAAAAAUAUGAUACGACCACCUCCACAGAAACCGGUCACAGUACCCAAUAGAUCCCCUAAGUUAUUCAAUGAUUUGUUAGAGUUGUUGAAAAGAAAUCCUCUUGUUAUCGAAAAUGAAGAGCAUAGAUCUCUUCUUAUCAGAGAGUGUAAGUACUAUCGAUUUGCCGAAUUGGAACAACAAAUCAUCAAGUACAAGAUUGUGAACAACCCGUUCAGUCCGGAUAACAAGCAAGAAAUUAUCAUUGGACUUAAAGAUAUCAGUCCCAAGGGACUCAUCAACGAACAGCCAAUCGAUAUAAAACAUGAGGUUGCCUUACAAUACCAACGACCAUGCAUAGCAAGGGAACCCAAACGUACACUUAUUUUCCAGCUUGAUUCAACCAGUUGUGAAAUCUUCAAUAAGGAUUACUCUGAAGUGAAGUUAAUUCUCAACAAGUCCACCAAAUUAAUGAUAUUACAGAUUUCAAAUAAACUUUGUUUGAAAUAUGUUCUGUUGUUCAAGACUCUUAACGAAGAAAUCGUCGCACACACACUGGACUGUGGAGCCCCACAGAUCAGUGUCUUGGUUGGAUUAAGAGACUCGAAGGCGAAAAUCAAUGGGAUGGAUAUGAAAAAGGACUGGGUGAACGACUUAUUGGGCCCACCCGUCAAUGACGCAACAGACGAUCAAAAUAAUGCGAAAAGAAGAAGAACAGAUAUAGUAGGGGAUAUUAUAGAAUUCAAGCUCACUAGAUCUUUGUGGCGAGUCAUGAUGAGAGGGAAGAACAUUAGACUUCACGCAGUCUCGUUCGAAGGGUUAACUGACCAAAGUUCAUUUAUUAGACAAGAAAUUGAUUUCCUUUAAGCAGUGGGAUGAAGAUUUGUAUAAAUACAAAGUAUUCAAAUUAGGUUAUUCCUCUCUCAUCGAAAAAAAUAAUGUAUUCAAAUUUAAAAAACAUCUUUAUCUAUUU